AUGCAGCUGUCCCUGACGAACGAUGAUCUUGAUGCGCAGAUUUUCGUAAACAGGAGUCUUCGACUUGAUAGGAUUCGAUUUUUUGGCUUUGAUAUGGACUAUACCCUAGCUUGUAGGCUAUCUACUACAUUUAUAACUUUAGCUUACAAAUCCCCUCAAUACGAGGAACUUGCCUUCAAGAUAUUGCGCGACAGAUUAAUUGAAUUUGGUUAUCCACAAGAACUGAGCCAGUUUGAAUAUGAACCAUCAUUUCCUGUUCGUGGUUUGUGGUUUGAUCAACAAUACGGAACACUGAUGAAAAUUGACCAAUUCGGCAACAUAUUGAUGUGUCUUGUCGGGUUCAAAGUGCUUUCUAGUGAACAGAUUGGUGAAUUAUAUCCAAACCGUUUUAUAAAAUAUGAAAAGGAUCGGAUACGUGUGAUGUCAACACUGUUCGAUUUACCAGAAAUUUACCUACUGGCUUGUAUAAUUCAUUACAUGCACAGCAACGAUGCGUACAUCAAAGAACUAAAUGGUGUAAAGUAUCAGUCGCUCUACAUAUCCUACAAGUCAGUCCUGCAAGACGUGGAAGAAGCUAUGUCUUGGAUGCAUAUGGGUGAGCUGAAAAAGCAGACGAUGGCAAAUAUUGGGAAGUAUAUUGAACAGAAUCCCAAAUUACUUGUCCUGCUUGAUAAACUUCGUACGGACAGGACAAAUGUUUUUCUCCUAACAAACAGCGACUAUGAAUACUCGGAUGCAGUUAUGAAAUACCUGUGCAAUCUACCUGACAAAGAUGGCAAUGUGCGCCAUUGGACGAGCUACUUCGAUUAUAUAGUUGUUGACGCAAAGAAGCCGGUCUUCUUCCAAGAGGGAACACUGAUGCGAGCCGUCGAUAUGAGUACUGGGCGAUAUAAAAUGGGACAGAUUGCAGGACCGCUUGAACGAAGCAAAAUCUACGCUGGAGGGUCCAGUGCCACCUUCACCCACCUCAUCGGUGCCCAGGGGAAGGACGUCCUCUAUACCGGUGAUCACAUUUUCGGUGACAUUCUUAAGUCCAAGCGUCAGGUAGGCUGGAAGACCUUCCUCGUAGUGCCGGAGCUGCUGAACGAAAUCUAUGUGUGGAAGAAGAAGAACUCCCUCUUUGAACGUCUCAAUGAAUUGGACAAUGAAUUGGCCGAUAAGUACAAGUAUGGCCACCUCUGUACUUCGUAG
This is a messenger RNA of Echinococcus granulosus, 1191 nucleotides long. Its product is annotated as Cytosolic purine 5'-nucleotidase. The transcript is spliced from 11 exons. NCBI's taxonomy places the organism in Eukaryota, Metazoa, Platyhelminthes, Cestoda, Cyclophyllidea, Taeniidae. The record is from RefSeq and is a predicted model, not a curated record. The coding region runs from base 1 to 1191 and encodes 396 amino acids. Gene Ontology annotation, molecular function: 5'-nucleotidase activity.